GUCCAGGUUUCGCUGACUGUCCGUCCCAGCGCCGUCUGGCUCUGUCCCGGCUCUUCUCCGGUCCUGUUGGUCCGUCCUCGGGUAGAUCCCCGUCCUCGUGUCUCCCCCUCCUCCGUCCUCUCAGGGCUCUCCUGCCGGUGGAAGUGGACCCAUUGUCCUUCCUGUCUCGCUUGGUCCCGGUCCUCGGCGGUCUCUUCCCCUCGGUGGGGGGGGCCCUGCCGGCUCUGGCCCGGUCCUCGCCCCGGCGUCUUCAGGAGGAUCUGUUCGGGGGGAAGUUCCUGAAGAGCGCCGCGUCCUUUAACUUCAGCGGGGCGGUGGGGGGGCGAGGAGACCUCGGCCUGGACCGGAUCUCCACUCAGACGGUCCUCCUCCAAAAGAACCAGGACCUAGUCCGGUCCGUCAGCGCCGCACUGGAGGAUCCCGCCUUCCUCUCUGCCCUCCGCAACACACUGAGCAGCCAAUCACAAGCUUCCUCCCUGGAACAGGUCCUGAGUCCUCUGCUCCGAGCCUGCUCUGAAGACAAAGCCGAGGACGCGGCGGCGGCCAUCUUUGUCCCGAGCUGCACCCCCGGCGGUGGUUUCCAGGAGGUCCAGUGUGGCGGUGGGGGGUGCUGGUGCGUGGACGCCCGGGCUCAGGAGGUAGGGGGGUCGCGGACCGCCGGCCCCCGGCCCCGGUGUCCCACUCGCUGCCAGAGAGCACGAGCCGCGGCGCUGGAGGUCAGAGGACGCCUGGCGGCCGGCGCCGAGGUCCACGUCCCAGCAUGCUCUCUGGACGGGGACUUCCUGCCGCUGCAGUGUGCCGGCUCUCGCUGCUUCUGUGUGGACGCGGAGGGGAAAGCUACGGCCGGCGGGUCAACAGGAGGCCCCGCCUCAUGUAAGAUAUCACACAGAGACCCUGACACAAAGGGUCGGGACCAGAGCAGGUCCAGGGUCGGGAACAUAGCAGGUCCAGGGUCGGGACUGUAG
Molecule: messenger RNA, 965 nt
Organism: Etheostoma cragini (Arkansas darter)
Lineage: Eukaryota; Metazoa; Chordata; Actinopteri; Perciformes; Percidae
Product: thyroglobulin-like
Exons: 2
Biological process (GO): cell-matrix adhesion
Cellular component (GO): basement membrane
Source: RefSeq, a predicted model, not a curated record